Cryptosporidium muris RN66 is the source of this 381-nucleotide messenger RNA. RefSeq names its product LSM domain-containing protein. The transcript has a single exon. Gene Ontology annotation, biological process: spliceosomal snRNP assembly; RNA processing. Gene Ontology annotation, cellular component: spliceosomal tri-snRNP complex; precatalytic spliceosome; U2 snRNP. The record is from RefSeq and is a predicted model, not a curated record. The coding region runs from base 1 to 381 and encodes 126 amino acids. Lineage: Eukaryota; Apicomplexa; Conoidasida; Eucoccidiorida; Cryptosporidiidae. Gene Ontology annotation, molecular function: RNA binding.
AUGAGUAUAGGAAUUCCGGUUAAGAUUUUAUAUGAGGGCCUUGGCCAUAUUAUUAGUAUUGAAAUGAAGUCUGGGGAUCUAUAUAGAGGUACACUUGCACAUGUUGAAGAUAAUAUGAAUUGUAUGCUUGAUACCGUCAAUGUUACAAUGAAAGAUGGAAGACCAUUAGCACUUGAACAGUGUUAUUUAAGAGGGAGUCAGAUAAGAUUCUUUAUAUUGCCAGAUAUGCUUAAGAAUGCCCCAAUGUUUAAGUUAGCUGCAAAUGCGAAAAAUAGAGCACGAAUUCUUGGUGUAGCAGGAAAUAAGAGAGCAUUUGCUAAUAGAACUUCAGUUAGAGCUCGUGGAAGAGGUAGAUCUAGUAGAAUACCAGUUGCUCAAUAG